Molecule: messenger RNA, 2505 nt
Organism: Chanos chanos (milkfish)
Lineage: Eukaryota; Metazoa; Chordata; Actinopteri; Gonorynchiformes; Chanidae
Product: neuroendocrine convertase 1-like
Exons: 21
Coding region: 1-2505 (834 amino acids)
Biological process (GO): protein processing
Cellular component (GO): Golgi membrane; trans-Golgi network
Molecular function (GO): serine-type endopeptidase activity
Source: RefSeq, a predicted model, not a curated record
AUGGAAUACGACCAUAACGACGUCGGGCCUGGCAAGGAAUUCGCGGCUGUGCUGAUUGUGUCCUGUUUGUUGCACUGGCGCAUCGCCGCCACCGGAGGGCAGCGCGGAGCCGAAGCGCAUGUGUUCUACGCUGUGGAAAUGGAGGGAGGCAGCCAAGCCGCAAGAGCACUGGCCGAGCAACACGGACUACAGUUCAUCUCACGGAUCGGAAACCUAAAGGAUCAUUUUACCUUACGGACCAGAGCCGGUACCGUGGCUAACCCAGCUCUGGAGAAAUCCCUGUCUGUUAGAACAGAGGUAAAGUGGGUCCAGAGACAGCAGGCCCUCCACAGAGACACGAGAGCUGUCAUUAGAAGACUGAACAACACUACCCAGUAUAAUUUUGAUGAGGUUCCUGACCAGCAGCAGGGUGAACAGGCUACUGAAGAAGCCAUACCUGACUCACUACACUUUAACGACCCUCUCUGGCCCAUGCAGUGGGAGCUGUUUAAUUAUGGUCGGUACAGCUCCCGUGGCGUGGACCUGAACGUCAUGCCCGUGUGGAGGAAGAAUAUCACUGGUAAUGGAGUGGUUGUUACCAUCAUAGAUGAUGGUUUGGAUCACACCAAUCCGGAUUUAAGGAAGAAUUAUGAAGCGUACGCCAGUUUCGAUCUGCGUGGUGCCCACGGCCUCUCCCAUGACCCCAUGCCACACAGAGAUGAAGAAAAUGGGCACGGGACUAAAUGUGCCGGCGAGGUUGCCAUGGAGGCAAACAACUCUUACUGUGGCGUGGGCAUCGCCUUCAACGCCAGAAUAGGAGGUAUUCGGCUGCUGGACGGCUUAGUGACGGACUCUAUGGAGGCCACUUCUCUGGCGUAUAACAGUGACUUCAUUGACAUCUACACCUGCUCCUGGGGACCCAAGGACGAUGGCGCUCAGAUGGCUGGACCUGGAGUACUCGCAGAGAAAGCUCUGCACUUUGGUGCACACAAGGGUCGUGGCGGGAAGGGGAAUGUGUUUGUGUGGGCCUCUGGGAACGGAGGAACCUUCAACGACCACUGCGGUGCCGACGGCUACGUCAACAGCAUCUACACCGUCGCUAUCAGUGCCAUCACUUCCACGGGUCAACCCGCCUAUUUUGGCGAACCCUGUCCAGCUGUCAUGGCCGUCACUCUGACCGGCACCAGUACCGCUAACACCCUUCCCCUGGUGACGGUAUCGAACCUGGAUGAAGGCUGUGUUACACACUUUGGUGGCACGUCUAGUGCAGCGCCCAUUGCUGCUGGAGUUCUCGCCCUUGUCUUGGAGGCCAACCCAGACCUGACUUGGAGGGACGUCCAACAUUUGAUCGUUAAUACAGCGAAGAUUCCCGACCCUGAUCAACCAGGCUGGAUUAUAAACAGAGCAGGUUACCACGUGCAUGACAGGUAUGGAUUUGGACUCAUGGAUGCGGGUCUGCUUGUUCAGCAGGCUCAGUCGUUCCAGUCUGUGGAUCAGCAGCGUAAAUGCACCCAGCGAACGACCCUAAACCCCAUUAGAGUUAUAGAACCAGGGGGAGAAGUGAGUGUGGACAUCCAAUCAAAAGGCUGCAUUGGAGAGAACAAUGAGGUCAACGUUCUGGAGCAUGUGCAGGUCACUGUCAGUAUCAGCAGUGUGUGUCGCGGUGACCUCUCCAUCGCGCUCCUCUCUCCGGCCGCCACUCGCUCUCUGCUCCUGGGGACACGUCAAAAUGACGCCUCAGCCUCCGGGAUGCUGAACUGGACCCUGAUGACAGUGCAGUUCUGGGGAGAGCACCCGCUCGGCACCUGGACCCUUAAGGUGACGGACAACAAAGGGAUGGUGACAGAGUGCGAACGAGGAGGAAGAGGAGAAGAGAAAGAGGCAGCAGUAGCAGUACUGGACAUUGUUCUUACACUGUACGGAACCUACAAAGCCCACAGAACUCCACAUGAAGGACCGCUGAAGUAUUUGGUCUCCAUGGGGACACUUCACCCAAUCCCAGAUGACAAGGUGAAUCCAGGGGGAAGUUCUCCCACACAAGAACUCCUCCGAUGGGCCUAUGAUCUGGAAAGCCGGAGGAAGGUCAGCGCUGACGACAUUCCGGCCCCGCGCCGACAGAAGGACUCCAAAUUGGUGAAUCACCCAACUCAAUCCUUUAAGUCACAGGAUAUGGAUGACACCAGUGGGAUCGAAUUCAGGUCUUACCUGAAAACGCUCUGGAACAUUAUCAGAGACAGAGUGAAAGCUAACUGGCUUCUGUAUAAGGCAAUGACUAACAGCCAGUCACCUGAGGCAAAGAAGCAUUCUUACAAGGUUCAGCAAGUUGAUGAGGCGUUGAAGAAUGUCUUAAAGGCAGCGCGAGGUGUGAACUUUGGGCCUUCACUCAUGCAUAAACUCCGUGGUCACGCAAGCCAAAACGCUCGGUCUUCCUCACAAAACAAGGCCCAUCUUCUUCAUCUGGUUGCUAUGGAUAUCAGGGAGAUGGGGCGCCUCAAAGACCUGAUUCAGAGGAACGGAGGGAAGUAG